This is a messenger RNA of Miniopterus natalensis, 934 nucleotides long. The record is from RefSeq and is a predicted model, not a curated record. Lineage: Eukaryota; Metazoa; Chordata; Mammalia; Chiroptera; Miniopteridae.
GGUCCGGUAGCCAGAGGGGCGGGCCAGAUGGAGCAGAUUAAAAGGGCAAAUAAACUGUUUACCAAUGACUGUAUAUUUCUGAAGAAAACUUUGAACAUCCCAAUCAUUUCAGAGAAGCCUUUGCUGUUUAAUGGACUUAACUCAAUUGAUUCUCCAGAAAAUGAAACUGUUGAUGGCUGUUUUUCUCGUGAAGAAGGGCCGGUAGCUGCGGAAGACUCCUCCCCUCCCAGUCCCCAAGCAUCUCCUGUUCAGCCAGUGCAGCCUCAGGAAGUGUCAGCCAGAGAUUUCCUGCAGAGACUAGACUUGCAGAUUAAGUUAUCAACGCAGGCGGCCAGGAAACUAAAAGAAGAGAGCAGAGAUGAAGAAGACAAUCCCUAUGCAACUUCACUCUAUCACAGUUAGAUGAACAGGGAGCAUAAUCUCACCUGGAUUAAGAGAUGGUUGGAUCAUAAAGAAACCAACAACUGAAGAUUCAAAAGCAUCCCUUUUGGAUUUUCAGAGUGUACAUCUUUAAAUCACAAUUAAGUAGUUCCACCCCUGGCAGUUGCACUGAAGUGAUUAGUUCCCUCUGGCUUUAUAAUUUUAAGUCUGCAUUAUGGCAUGAUAACAAAAUUGUAUCCCGAAGCUCAUCACUUUUGCAGGUGGUGGUAGUUUUUAGACUUGCUUUUGUAAAUACUAGUAGACAGAAAGCAUCAAAGACUAUUUACAUAGUCAAGCUAAAAACGUUUAUCUCUUGAGAAUUCCUUUUAUGUGAAAAACAUGGUUGCUGUUCGAGUGAUGCCGAUUUUGCUAUGUGUUUAUAAUUAAGUGCAAUAUAUAUAUUUCGAUAUGUAUUACAUAUUCUGUAUUAAUAUAAAGAACCAAAUUUUGUCUGCUAUUUUGUAAAAAUAAACUACCAAAGUCUGAAAAAAAUAAACUAUGUUUUUACAUUUGA